Mandrillus leucophaeus (drill) is the source of this 2062-nucleotide messenger RNA. It is a transcript of the gene SNRPE, whose product is annotated as small nuclear ribonucleoprotein polypeptide E. Gene Ontology annotation, molecular function: RNA binding. Gene Ontology annotation, cellular component: U4/U6 x U5 tri-snRNP complex; precatalytic spliceosome; U2 snRNP. Gene Ontology annotation, biological process: spliceosomal snRNP assembly; mRNA splicing, via spliceosome. NCBI's taxonomy places the organism in Eukaryota, Metazoa, Chordata, Mammalia, Primates, Cercopithecidae. The transcript has 4 exons. The coding region runs from base 449 to 823 and encodes 124 amino acids. The record is from RefSeq and is a predicted model, not a curated record.
UAUUCCGGAAAUUGCUCUCAGAGGCAGCGUGAGGUUGUGCUCUUUGUGAAAUUUCACCAUGGCGUACCGUGGCCAGGGCCAGAAAGUGCAGAAGGUUAUGGUGCAGCCCAUCGUAUCCUACGCAGGAUGUCAGGACUGGGAGGUUCGGGCCAGAAUACGGGGUGCGAAGGCGCAGACUGAGAGCAGGCCUGGGGUAGCGGAGUACGAAUCCACAUCCCAUGAGCCCCCGGGGCGACCAAGACUGGAAGAAAGCGCGGGUAGUUGAAGAACCGUGAUGGUGGGGAGGUGGUCUUGGGUGGACCCCUGCUGUGGGGCAAUGCAGGAAUGGAGGCGGCGAAAGGAGGGAAGAGAACUUUAGGUGCGGAGUGAAAAUGGGAGUUAAAGGUUUCGGGAAACUCCAGGGGAAUGAAAGUAGAAGGGAUGUUCUUUAAUCUUUAGAAGACCCCUAAUGAAUGCCCAGCUGGGUACUUUUUGUUUGCGUAAGCACCAGACCUCGCGUUCAGUAUACCAAGGUGAGACGGAAACAGGGUCGUCCAGUUGUUUCAGGAAGCAGAGUCUAUGCUGCUUUUGUAUUUUUUCCUUAGCCACUGUGGUGCAGAACCUCAUCUUCAGAUACUUACAAAAUAGAUCGCGGAUUCAGGUGUGGCUCUAUGAGCAAGUGAAUAUGCGGAUAGAAGGCUGUAUCAUUGGUUUUGAUGAAUAUAUGAACCUUGUAUUAGAUGAUGCAGAAGAGAUUCAUUCUAAAACAAAGUCAAGAAAACAACUGGGUCGGAUCAUGCUGAAAGGAGAUAAUAUUACUCUGCUACAAAGUGUCUCCAACUAGAAAUGAUCAAUGAAGGGAGAAAUUGUUGAGAAGAAUACAGUUUGUUUUUAGAUGUCCUUUGUCUAAUAUGAACAUUUAUUCAUAUUGUUUUGAUUACCCUUGUGUUAUACAAGAUGGCAAUAAAUGCUGUGGGAUUGUUUGUAUUUAAAAAUUUACAUUGCUUCUUCCUAUUCAUCAGUAGAGACUUUUUACACACUAACACCGUUUGUUGUUGGUAUUUACUUUAGUUUUCUGAAGGGUGGCAGUUGCCUUGAGCACUUGGUAUUCGCAGAGCUUGGACCUGUAGAUUUUGAGGCAGAUUAGGAAUUCUGCCUGACAGGUAAGCUUCCAGUAUUGGGAGGUGGAGAAGGGGAGGGUUCACAAAAAUAAAUUGGGGUUAUUGCACUAAUAAAUGUCUUCAUCACUUCUGGUUCUGGAUGCUGGAAUACCAGAGUUUCUAACCUAAAUAGGUUGGGUACGUUAUUUAAUUGGGUCAGUAUUGCUCAACACUGUAACUGAGUCACUGUGAGGUCUUUGUGAAUUUUAUCACUAAGAUCAGAAUGUGAGAAGUAUUUGGGUAUAGGCAAAGAAUGAAGUGCCUUUCAAGUACUUUAAAAAUGAGUUAAGAGUUUACAGGAAAGAGACUGAGAUUGGUAAUCUGAAAAGGACCACAAGCACAGCUGGUAGGUAAAUUGUUAGGCAGAAUAAUGGUAUAUUAGAGAAACACACCUGUCUCUUAUUCUUAUCUCUUAAGAAUUUUGGUUCUUCCCCCAGUGAUUUCUGGUUGAAUUCUUAUGUGGGCAGGUUUCCCUUCCCCCAAUAUUGCACAUGGUUCUAGUUAGAAUUCUGUUAGAUAGAUAGUGAGCAUAUGCUGUUAGCUAGACACAGUGUUGAAUCAGUACAGUGAAACAGACUGGUAAACAGAUAGUUUUAAUGCCUCAUCCUAAGUACUAUUUAAAUUGGAUCUUGAAAGGUGAAUAAGGCCUGCCUUAAGUUCUGCUAAAGGCAAUGCUGUUAUUAAGGAUGGAUGAGGAAGGACCAAGAAGUCUGGCUCCUACUUUUCUACAUGCCUGUGAAGGAGACUGUAGUUUCAGUUCAUGAAACUGAAUAAAAGAAAUCCUUUCUGAGAUAAAGGAGAUUUGUAGGUGAAUGCAGAAGUGUAUACAACUUUGAACCGUGCAUUCCAUCUAUAUUCCUCCUGUCUGAACUCAUGCUCUUUCGAUUAUAUUUUGAAAUAAAGGGCUGCAUUAGUUCUUUUAA